AUGACGUACGAGCAUACACCGACCGAGGGUCCACCGAUCGCAAACCUCAUGGAUUUCGUCUGCAACGAAUUUAAAAGCGGCAAUUUCGAUAACGAAGAUGCGACGGGCAGCGUGGAGCCAACAACGCCUGUACAUUUCACGGUAUCCGAUAGUGAUAAAGAAACGAUAUUACAGUCCAAAACAAACAUCGACACGUAUGUUUGA
Molecule: messenger RNA, 204 nt
Organism: Gongylonema pulchrum
Lineage: Eukaryota; Metazoa; Nematoda; Chromadorea; Rhabditida; Gongylonematidae
Source: the annotation of a GenBank genome assembly